GACCCAAUGUUAUUCGAGAGUUGGAUGGGGCACUCUCUCAACCCGAAAAUAGAGGAGCCAUCGGUGUUAUUGUAAUCUCAGACUGUGGAAGAUUUUCUGAUGAUGCGAUAAGAAGAGCCAGGGCGUCCGUACACAUUAUAAUUCUCACGAAAGAAGGAAGA
This is a messenger RNA of Dentiscutata erythropus, 161 nucleotides long. NCBI's taxonomy places the organism in Eukaryota, Fungi, Glomeromycota, Glomeromycetes, Diversisporales, Gigasporaceae. The record is from the annotation of a GenBank genome assembly.